Messenger RNA from Paramacrobiotus metropolitanus, 3034 nucleotides. RefSeq names its product nuclear factor 1 C-type-like. Gene Ontology annotation, cellular component: nucleus. Bases 388 to 2340 code for a protein of 650 amino acids. The transcript has 11 exons. NCBI's taxonomy places the organism in Eukaryota, Metazoa, Tardigrada, Eutardigrada, Parachela, Macrobiotidae. Gene Ontology annotation, molecular function: DNA-binding transcription factor activity, RNA polymerase II-specific; RNA polymerase II cis-regulatory region sequence-specific DNA binding. Gene Ontology annotation, biological process: regulation of transcription by RNA polymerase II. The record is from RefSeq and is a predicted model, not a curated record.
GCCGUCAAUUGACGAGUCUUAAUCACGUCGGUGCAUUGCACACACAUACUGUAUACACUCUCUACCGUGCAGCAAAAGAAAGUACACAAACUUGGGUUUGCAAAACAAGAUACUACGACGUAGUUUUACAAGAUCAACGACGAUAGGCAAAAACUCAGCUGACUUCCCGACUGAUGCAUCGGCGAACUGCACCCAAAUCAACACUGCAUUACUGGCAUUCGCCUUGUGCCGACAGUCGAAACCCAAAAUCUUGAUCACGAUUCACGAUACUUAUUACUUUUUUCCCUAAUCAGCCUGUGCUAUCUGCGCUUUGUACUCUGGAAUAGUUCUACUCAUUCCAGCCUGGAGCUUGACUAUUGUCACCUUCGGCAUCAAAACUCUGUAUGGAUGACCGAUCCCUAUAAAAUGACCAUGGACGAUUUUCAUCCUUUUAUCGAUGCUCUCCUGCCGCUGGUGAAGUCUUUCGCCUACACAUGGUUCAAUCUGCAGGCUGCUAAACGGCGGUACUGCAAGAAGCAUGAGAAGCGGAUGACACUGGAAGAAGAGCAGCGGUGCAAGGAAGAUUUCCAGAACGAGAAACCGGAGGUUAAACAGAAAUGGGCUUCCCGACUGCUGGGCAAAUUAAGGAAGGACAUUAUGCAGGAUUACCGUGAAGAUUUCGUGCUCAGUGUGACGGGCAAGCGCACGCCGACAUGCAUUCUGAGCAAUCCGGACCAAAAGGGGAAGAUGAGAAGGAUCGACUGCUUGCGUCAGGCGGAUAAGGUCUGGCGACUGGAUUUGGUGAUGGUGAUUCUCUUCCGCGCCGUACCACUUGAGAGCACAGAUUCCGAAAGGUUGGAAAGGUCACUCGAUUGUGUCAAUCCAGCCCUGUGUGUCAACCCGCAUCACAUCAACGUUACCGUCAGGGAACUGGAUCUUUAUUUGGCCAAUUUCGUGUUUUACAAAUCAUCUUUAGAUCUGAAUCGUAUGCGCCAAAGUGAUUCUGAGCUGUCCGGAGAGGAAGGCGACAAUGGUCAUCACGGACAGUCAUCGGGACUUCCAUUUGCCGAUUCCGUCCGCAUUAACGGUGUCUUCACAGCUCAAGAGUUAUCAGCGUUAACCAAAACACCUAUCUGCACCGAUGAACCUAAUUCCGAACGCGACAAUUUGCACCUGGAACAGACAGCCGCAGCCUGUAAAUAUGGUGCACAGUACACAGUGUCGGUGCCGCCGUCCCGGCAGUCAUCGUAUCACUCCCAAUUGAAACGAGCUUCAUCCAAUUCCGAAGCGCUGACCGGUAGCAGUCGGGAGGAUCGUUACAGUCCCCAGGUGGCACGCUUUAAUAAGCGUCGUCGCCAGUCAGAAAAUGACCAUCACCACCAUCAUCACCGGAUGAGUAGUCCGGUGUCUCUGGGAUAUUACACCCAGUCAGUUAGCUCGCCGACGUCCAGUAUGCGCGGCAGUAAUGGCAGUAUUCAGACGGGAUGGAAUGAUCCGGAGCAAAUUAAGAUAAAGGAGGAAGCGUCAAUUUCUCCUACCGAGAGCUUGAUGAAUUCACCGCCUCAGUCAGCGGAUAUGCGACACAUGGCUGGACAAGUGUUUUAUCUGCCACAUAAAUAUCAAGAAGGCAGUGACGCUUUGUCUGACUUUGCCAAUUUGGCGGUGGCACGUGAAGCGGAAAGCGGCGGUGAUGUGCAGCAGCAUUCCCCCGAUUCCAGUAGUUCCAGCCGAUUGGGCAUGAAACUGUCUCAACAAAUGUAUGGAACGGCAUCGCUGGCAUACGUAGCAUCCAGUACACGAGGCGGCCGGAAUGGGCACAUUGACAUUUCGGACACGGAGUCAAUGGUGUCGGCCGGUCAGCCGGAAGAGAAUCCGUCUUCCACGGCCGAAAUUGCCGGCCAUCCUCUCUUUGGAUUAAGUUUCGACCCGAGUUGCCUCGGCCGGUCGGUGAUGGGGAGCCACCCACCUUAUGCUUUUGUUCAUACGAGAUCGGACCAGUCGUUUGCCCAGUUCCCACCGACCCCGUAUCUCCCGUUUACCGGUGUUAAUUCCACUCUGCCGACGAUGAGUGGCAUGAUGUCGCCAACCGGUAUUUUUGCGUCUCCUGUUAAUACUCCGCGUGGCACACCACGCAGCACACCGGUGUCUCGAUGGAAUGGUCAGCAGAUUCUGGAAGAUGAUUAUGGCUUCAUUAAUUCGGCUUUGCAUAUGAAUAUGAUGGCGGGAAGUGCGCCAUCCGAAGAAGUCGCCUUAGCUUACGCAACGGCGCAGGAUGUUUCUGAUACGCAAAGGGCCUUCUUUGCGGCCUCUGCCCACGAUUCUAUUGGAAAUUCUGGAAGUGAUCAGAGCACAUCGCCCUAGUCUGGCGAGCAGAGGCCGUUAGCCCGUAAAAACACUUAAGCAAUACCAAAGUCAAAAAGAAAGCCUCCCGGAUUUAUGAAACAGUUUUAUGGAUGAUACCAAAUUACAGCAUGGUCGGAUGUGGACAGCAUGCGGAAAGACUCGUUUUGUUGUGUAUUAUCUAUCCUUUUUCGGUGCAGUUGUUUUUCAGAUUACAAAAACGAAAAUACUUGCGAGACCAGUUAGUGCCGCUUUUUGAACCGCAUUUUUUGCUCAUCAUAAUCUGCUAUAUUUGGUUGUCUUAACGCGGAAUCUUCAUGAAUUUAGUCGUAGAAUUUUUGUUUGUACAUUUUUUGGUUGCAGUUUAAUAGGAAUUUUUGGUUUUGUUCCAAGUUUAAUUUUGUGCAUGUAAGCGCGGAAAUCGGGAACUUUGACGGUGCGGCUCGAACUGCCCUUACAAGCUGCCUCUAAAGACGGCGUCUUCCAGGUGUACUAUGCAAUGGAAUCCCUCCAAGGAAGUGCUCCAAAAUGCUAGAGUAUGGGUGCCUUUAUUUUAUCGUUUGUGUGAGAUUGAAGAAGUUUAGUUUGGUAGUAGUUUCUUGGAUUACGUUUACGUGCUAUGAUGAUGAUAUUCAUUUUUAUCUUUUUACGUGUUAUACCUACUAAACUUCGUGCAGACUAUUCGUGAAUUGGUGAAAAAAAACAUAACUGCCGA